GCAUUCUGUUCCCUCCCACAAAGUCACAUAGUCCGAAAGCUGGUUCUUUCUGCAGCCAUUGCCGCCGUCCCCCUGCCAGUCCUUUCAAGAUGAUGACGCCUUGGCGUUAUGUCUUCCUCGUUCUGGGGAUCGUUAUCAGUCUGCAUUAUCUACUGAGCUUCACGCAUGAGGGCUAUGGCAACGCGACGUCUCUGUCGAAUCUCAAGGGACACAUCUAUGGUGGGAGCGAGCCGCCGUACAAGUCGGGCGUCCCAGAGGAGUACUACGUACCCGAUGAGCCCAAGUCGCCGGUCGGUCGCAAGGCCAACGCGGCGAUCGUCAUGCUUGCCCGCAACAGUGACUUGAACGGGAUCGUGACCAGCAUGAAGCAGAUGGAGGACCGCUUCAAUAAGAAGUUCAACUACCCCUACGUCUUCCUCAACGAGGCCGAGUUCUCCAGCGAGUUCAAGGAACGUGUUACCGGCUUGACUGACGCGGACGUCAAGUUUGGCUUGAUCCCACGAGAGCAUUGGUUCCAGCCCGAUUGGAUAGACGAAGAGAAGGCGAAGGCUGCACGAGAGGACAUGGUGAGGAACCAGGUUAUCUACGGAGGAAGCGUACCAUACCGCAACAUGUGUCGGUUCAACUCUGGCUUCUUCUACCGUCACGAACUGCUCCAGGACUACAAGUACUACUGGAGAGUCGAGCCUGACGUCAAGUUCUUCUGCGACCUUGACUACGAUCCUUUCCUCAUCAUGGAGGACCAGCAGAAGGUCUACGGCUUUACAAUAUCGCUAUACGAAUACGAGGCCACCAUCCCCACCCUCUGGCAAGCCGUCCGCGAGUUCAUCGAGGAGAACCCGGACCUUGUCCCCCCUGACAACGCCAUGGCCUUCCUCUCCGACGAUGGAGGCAAGACUUACAACCGCUGCCACUUCUGGUCCAACUUCGAGAUCGGCGACCUCGACCUCUGGCGGAGUGAGGCCUACAUGAAGUUCUUCGAGCACCUUGACAAGAAGGGCGGCUUCUACUACGAGCGCUGGGGUGACGCGCCCGUGCAUUCCAUCGGCGCGGCACUUUUUGCGAAGAAGGAGCAGAUUCAUUUCUUCAACGACAUCGGCUACAGGCACGAGCCCUUCCAGCACUGCCCGCAAGGCGAAGCCCACGCGAAGGGCAAAUGCUGGUGCGACAAGUCACAAAACUUCGACUACGAAUGGUACUCGUGCCUCAACCGGUACGACAAGCUGUUCCAGUGAGCUAUCAGCAGAUGAGUCGCAUUGACUGCCUCAGGACGGGCCAUAUCGACUCGCAUAGGGCGCACCGCACGGACGCUCAGUACUACCUACCACCUGCCUACCUACGUACCGGACGUGGAUAUGUACUCACACUCGCGCUACGCUGCGCGCGCCUUACCAUAAUGUAUACUUGCUUCGGCGUAACCUAUCCGCGCGUGGCUUCAGAGCAUGGGUUUAGGCAGAAAACUUGCUGCCACGAGCGAAGAGACGGAUGGGCGAGAG
Molecule: messenger RNA, 1496 nt
Organism: Schizophyllum commune H4-8
Lineage: Eukaryota; Fungi; Basidiomycota; Agaricomycetes; Agaricales; Schizophyllaceae
Product: glycosyltransferase family 15 protein
Exons: 14
Coding region: 90-1235 (381 amino acids)
Biological process (GO): cell wall mannoprotein biosynthetic process; protein N-linked glycosylation
Cellular component (GO): membrane; Golgi apparatus
Molecular function (GO): alpha-1,2-mannosyltransferase activity
Source: RefSeq, a predicted model, not a curated record